Messenger RNA from Helobdella robusta, 411 nucleotides. RefSeq lists its product as hypothetical. The transcript has a single exon. NCBI's taxonomy places the organism in Eukaryota, Metazoa, Annelida, Clitellata, Rhynchobdellida, Glossiphoniidae. The coding region runs from base 1 to 411 and encodes 136 amino acids. The record is from RefSeq and is a predicted model, not a curated record.
AUGCAUAACAUUAUUAUAUAUCAGCUGGAGGAAUGUAAAGACAAUGAUAAGGUUAUUUGCAACAGACAUGAUAGAAAGCAGAUUUUAGAAAUAUGUUCUCAGUUAUCUGAUGGUUACAUUAAAGAGAGCAGCAUAAAGUCUAUCUUUAGACUUGGUGUAAGAAGUGAUAAGGUUAGACCAGUCAUUGUUAAAUUUUAUGACAAAAGAAAUAGAAAUAUUGUCAGGGAAAACCUUAAGAAAAUUAAAGGAUUGAGCAGUAGUUUGAGGUGCAUUGGAGUUAAUUAUGACCUAAACAAAAAGCAGCGGGAAAAAAGGAAAGAGUUGGUCAUAGAAGCUAAAAAGUUGCAAGCUGAUAGUAACGGGGGAAUUCCAGUUUCUGGUAAAGAGAACUCUUACAAAUAUGAGUUGUAA